Messenger RNA from Nerophis ophidion (straightnose pipefish), 1181 nucleotides. Its product is annotated as inosine-uridine preferring nucleoside hydrolase-like. The transcript is spliced from 8 exons. Bases 160 to 1116 code for a protein of 318 amino acids. Gene Ontology annotation, molecular function: hydrolase activity, hydrolyzing N-glycosyl compounds. NCBI's taxonomy places the organism in Eukaryota, Metazoa, Chordata, Actinopteri, Syngnathiformes, Syngnathidae. The record is from RefSeq and is a predicted model, not a curated record.
UGGAAACAUACUUCAGGCAAAAAAAAAAUAAAAAAACAUUUAAUGGCCUUGCAGGCAGGGGCGUUGCCUGUUGCGUAAGAACAUCUUGCUCUUUAAAAAGAAGCUCUGCAUGUUUGAAUUGUGAGUAUCUCGCUCAUUUGCAAGCUGCAGGGCCGCAGGAUGAAAAAGAAGCUGAUUCUGGAUGUGGACACGGGGGUGGAUGAUGCCCAGGCCAUCAUGAUAGCCCUGGCCGCACCCAAUGUGGAGAUAUUGGGGAUAACCUGCUGCCAUGGCAACACCCCCCUGGAGAACGUCCUGAAGAACACGCUCCGGGUUCUGAAAGUCUGCAACAGGAUGGAUAUUCCAGUGUACCCUGGAUGCGCCAAGCCGUUGCUGUCCGACAUGAAACACGCCAGCGAUUACCACGGAAAAGACGGGCUGGGGGACGUGCCUGAUCCAAAUGGUCCGGGACUGGAUCUGUUGCAGGAAAAAAAAGGUGUCCUGGCUUUGGUGGAAAUGAUCGAUAAAAACCAAGGCGAGGUGACUCUGGUGGCCACGGCGCCACUGACCAACCUCGCCGUGGCCGUGCAGCAGGACCCUGGCCUUCCCCAGAAGCUCAAGGCUCUCUACAUCAUGGGAGGCAACGUCGAGUCCAGGGGGAACACCACCAUAUGCGGGGAGUUCAACUUUGCGGCCGACCCUGAGGCCGCCCACAUCGUGCUGGAGCGCUACACCUGCCCCACCUACAUCGCCUCCUGGGAGUUCAGCUGCAGGAACAGCCUGCCGUGGGCUUUUUGUGACGAGUGGCUGGCCGCUCAGACUCCGAAAGCUGCCUUCAUGAGAAGUAUUUCAAGCUUGUCAAUGGAGAAAGCCAAGUCGGCAGACUACCAGAAAGAAAUCACCACGGGAAAAGGGUUCAAUGCUUGCGACGCCUACGCUUUGGCCGCCGCCAUCGAUGACACGUACAUCACAGACAGCGAGGAGGUGGCAGUGACGGUGGAGUUGCAAGGGGCCUAUACCCGGGGCAUGAUGGUGCUGGACUACAUGGAACACCUGAAGAAGAAACACAAGGUCGUCAUCAUGAAAACAGUGGACUUGGAGAAGUUCAAGCAGAUGCUUGUGAGGGCACUGAUGUAAGAGGCUUGCGCUACUGUAGCAAGACCCAAUAAAAUCCAAUAAACAAAAACAAUGCUUGGAAGUUA